Neltuma alba is the source of this 1977-nucleotide messenger RNA. RefSeq names its product flocculation protein FLO11. The transcript has 6 exons. Lineage: Eukaryota; Viridiplantae; Streptophyta; Magnoliopsida; Fabales; Fabaceae. The record is from RefSeq and is a predicted model, not a curated record. Bases 93 to 1718 code for a protein of 541 amino acids.
CACUCUCUGUCAUGUUCUUCACCCUCAAGCCGUGAUUCAUCUCUUGUUUUCUCUACUAUCUCAUAUUUCCGAGAGAAAGAGAUAGAGAUCCAAUGGAGUACGAAAGGAUUGACAAAACUCAGAAUGGAAUAAUUUCUCCCAGUAAACUCAGGAUGAAGCUCAUGGGGGCUCACCAUCACAAGAAGAAAGAUGGAUCCAACUGUAAUUCAUCUAGAACUUCACCUUCAAGGCUUGAGGAUGCUGAAUUUGUGAACAGCUUACUGGCCUCAAAAAGUGAUAGCCUUGAUGAUGAAGUUACAUCUCCCAGCUUAGAGAUACUCUCAUCAAAGCCAUCCAGUGAUGUAUUGCCAGACCAAAGAGACAAUGUUCAGACUUCUUGUGAACCAAAGGGGACAAUGCCCAGCGAAAAUGUUAACACGGGUCGUUUGAAGAUGCAGCAUUUUUUGAAGCAUGAUAGUGGCAAUUCUAGUGCAAUUCACCCAGUGAGGACAACUGAAGAUGAAAAUCUUGAUUAUGACAGUAAUGCUAGCUCAUCAAGCUUUGAGUUUCAUAAAGGAGAGAGAUCAGUGAGCAAUCCUGCAACGAGAUCCCUAUUGAGACCUAUCCCCUCUAAGUGGAAUGAUGCUGAGAAAUGGAUAAUGAAUAGGCAAAAUAUACAAGCGAACUACUCAAAAAAGAAUGUUGUGCAAAGCCAAGCAAAUCGCAUGCCAGCAACAAGCAUGGCAAGGGUUGCUCCAGAGUCUGCUAAUUAUGAUCAUCAUAAGUUAGCAAUCAGCAGAAUGACUGAAACAAAGGGAGUUGAUUUCUGUCAACCAACAACUUCGCAUGUUGCGUUAGAGAAGUUCUCUUUUGUUCCAUCCGAGGCUCAUUCAGUUUCAGGCCAAGCUCAUGGAAGGGUUCCAACAGUAGACUCCCUUCCCCAGAGCAAAGAUUUGAAGGAUGUAAAUGAAUUAGUUAUAUCCUGCUCGAGUACGGAUGAUCAAAAAGCUAUUCCUGGAAUUAGAUCAGUUGCUAUGAGAGACAUGGGAACAGAGAUGACCCCUAUGACCAGUCAAGAGCCUUCGCGAACUGCUACACCAGUUGGGUCCAUAAGUCCAAUGCGUAGCCCAACUUCCUCAAUACCUUCUACUCCUGGGAGGGAUGCACCCGCUCCUACACCUUUUGAGAGCAAAGUAUAUGAGGAUUCACAAGUUCCAGUUGGAAGCAGGAAACAGUUGUCAGAAGAAGAGAUUAAGCUCAAGACAAGAAGAGAGAUUGCAGCUCUAGGAAUGCAGCUUGGUAAGAUGAAUAUCGCUGCAUGGGCAAGUAAAGAUGAGCAAGAGAAGAAUAAAUCUUCUGUUCAGAACACAAAUCAAGAAGAACUUGAGAGAAUUGAAUUUGAAAAGCGCGCUACUUUAUGGAUGGAAGCUGAAAAAUCUAAGCACACUGCAAGAUAUAAGCGAGAAGAGAUUAAAAUUCAGGCAUGGGAAAGUCAACAGAAGGCAAGAUUAGAAGCAGAGAUGAGGAGAAUUGAGUCCAAAGUUGAGCAAAUGAGAGCCCAAGCUCAUGCAAAGAUAGUGAAGAAGGUUGCUUUGGCAAGGCAAAGAUCGGAAGAAAAGCGUGCGGCCGCUGAAGCGAGAAAAAAUCGAGAAGCUGACAGAACUGCAGCUCAAGCAGAAUAUAUACGUCAAACAGGACGAAUGCCAUCUUCAAAUUACACUUGCUGUGGUUGGCUGUGAUACAAGCAAGGCACUGCAACUAGAAGAAAAAUGUUGCUUCUCUUUUGAUGCAGUAGAUAACGGUCAUUAUUUUUACACACGGCAUUUUGUGUUAUAAUAGGGGGAAGUUGGUGCAUGAAGUGAGAGGGAAGAGAGAGCGAUUAUGUUUACAGGUCACAAAAAUUUGUAAAGAUCUGCUUGUGAUCAUAAGGUGUGCAACAUUUCUUUAUGUUCAGUUUGACAUUCCGUCUACAGAAAUUUCUAGGCAGUUUAUAUCUCU